AUGCUUCGACACAGCGCGUCCUCGGGGGCGGACGGCGAGACGAAGGACGCGGAUCGACCGCUCACGCGAGAGGGUCGCGCGCUGGCGAAGAGCGUGGCGACGCGCGUCGACGACGCGGGAUGGACGCCCGAUCUCACGCUGUGCUCGAACUCGCGACGAUCGAAAGAGACGCUGGAGAUAAUGCGGGACGAGGUGAACGAGGCGUUCGGGACGAAGGGACGAGUGAUGUAUCUCGGGUCGCUGUAUCACUACGCGUCGCUGGACGGCGUGAUGCGACAACACCUGAGCGAGUGCGUGGUGAAGCAGACGACGGCGGGAGACGGCGCGGAUGGCGAGGAGGGGGACGUGGUGGAGUGUGAGAUCGUCACGGACGCGAGGACGAUCAUGGCGGUCGGGCAUAACAAAGGGAUGGAGGAGGCGGCGAGCGAGUAUUGCGGAAGAGACGUGCGCUUGCAAGUGGCCACGGCGGCGCUGCUCGAGCGCGCGCGAGGCGAGGGUGAUACGUGGGCGAGCGCGAUGGCGGACGCGGGGUCGUGGACGCUCGUCGCGGUCGCGACACCGGAGGGUAUUAUUCAAAUCUAG
Messenger RNA from Ostreococcus lucimarinus CCE9901, 582 nucleotides. RefSeq lists its product with no specific name. Bases 1 to 582 code for a protein of 193 amino acids. The transcript has a single exon. NCBI's taxonomy places the organism in Eukaryota, Viridiplantae, Chlorophyta, Mamiellophyceae, Mamiellales, Bathycoccaceae. The record is from RefSeq and is a predicted model, not a curated record.